CAGGGGCACCCGCGCGCCUCGGGGUCGCGGAGCGGAGAUCCCAGCGUAAGGAGAAUCUGCAGGGAGAGCUGGGGACCUGACCGGCACAGGCAUGCCAGUGCUGUCGGAGGACUCGGGUUUGCAUGAAACCCUGGCCCUGCUUACCUCGCAGCUCAGACCUGACUCUAACCACAAGGAGGAGAUGGGCUUCCUAAGGGAUGUCUUCAGUGAAAAAAGCCUCAGUUACUUAAUGAAGAUUCAUGAGAAGCUUCGCUAUUAUGAAAGGCAGAGUCCAACUCCAGUUCUGCACAGUGCUGUGGCUCUCGCUGAGGAUGUGAUGGAGGAGCUGCAGGCCGCCUCUGUGCACAGUGAUGAGAGGGAGCUGCUCCAGCUGCUGUCCACCCCCCACCUCAGGGCUGUGCUCAUGGUUCAUGACACGGUUGCCCAGAAAAAUUUCGACCCUGUUCUCCCCCCUUUGCCUGAUAAUAUUGAUGAAGAUUUUGAUGAGGAAUCAGUGAAGAUUGUCCGCUUGGUGAAGAACAAGGAACCCCUGGGUGCCACCAUCCGGCGGGAUGAGCGCUCAGGGGCUGUUGUGGUGGCCAGGAUCAUGCGAGGGGGCGCCGCAGACCGGAGUGGCCUGGUCCAUGUUGGAGACGAGCUCCGUGAAGUGAAUGGGAUCGCAGUCCUGCACAAGCGACCUGAUGAAAUCAGCCAGAUCCUGGCCCAGUCCCAGGGAUCCAUCACCCUAAAAAUCAUCCCAGCCACCCAGGAGGAGGAUCGCUUAAAGGAGAGCAAGGUAUUCAUGCGGGCUCUCUUCCACUACAACCCUCGGGAGGACCGGGCCAUCCCCUGCCAGGAGGCAGGCUUGCCUUUCCAGCGCAGGCAGGUCCUGGAGGUGGUGAGCCAGGAUGACCCCACGUGGUGGCAGGCCAAGCGAGUGGGGGACACCAACCUCCGAGCCGGCCUCAUCCCGUCCAAGCGGUUCCAGGAGAGACGAUUAAACUACCGGAGAGCCACAGGCAGCCUGCCGAGCCCCCAGAGCCUCAGGAGGCCCCCAUAUGAUCAGCCUUGUGACAAAGAGACCUGUGACUGUGAGGGGUACCUCAAAGGGCACUAUGUGGCUGGUCUUCGGAGGAGUUUCCGGCUGGGCUGCAGGGAGAGGCCAGGAGGCUCACAGGAAGGGAAAGUGUCCUCGGUAGCUGAGCCUCCAGAGCUGCUGACCUACGAAGAGGUGACCAGGUACCAAUACCAGCCUGGAGAGCGGCCUCGCCUGGUGGUUCUGAUCGGGUCUCUGGGAGCCGGACUGCAUGAGCUGAAGCAAAAGGUGGUGGCUGAGAACCCACAGCACUUUGGUGUUGCUGUUCCACACACCACCAGGCCCAGAAAGAGCCAUGAGAAGGACGGAGUGGAAUAUCACUUUGUUUCUAAGCAAGCAUUUGAGGCCGACAUACAUCAGAACAAGUUCCUAGAACAUGGCGAAUAUAAGGAGAAUCUGUAUGGGACCAGCCUGGAUGCCAUUCAGGCUGUUCUGGCCAAAAACAAAGUUUGUGUGGUGGACGUGGAACCGGAAGCACUGAAACAACUGAGGACCUCAGAGUUCAAACCCUAUAUUGUAUUUGUAAAACCUGCCAUCCAGGAAAAAAGAAAGACGCCACCUAUGUCCCCAGCUUGUGAGGACACAGCAGCCCCACUUGACGAGGAGCAGCAAGAGAUGGCCAUGUCUGCUGCCUUCAUAGACCAGCAUUAUGGGCACCUGGUGGACGCCGUGCUGGUGAAAGAGGAUCUCCAGGGCGCUUACAGCCAGCUCAAAGUGGUCUUAGAGAAGCUGAGCAAGGACACUUACUGGGUACCUAUUAGUUGGGUCAGGUAACUUUAUCCCAGAACAGCCAGGCUGAACUGGACUUUGAUGACCAUAUAGUCCAGCCUCUUUCAUUUCACCAUUGAGGAAUCUCAAGUGCAGAGAGGGGCAGAAUUUUCCACAAAUUCCAUCACUAAGAAGAAUAUAAGCGAGAAGUCUUGUUCAUUGUUGGUUUUGUCUGUUGUUUUUCACUGCCCUUCUUGGGAUCUUGAGUCGAAAGGGGCAUAUCAAAAAACAACAACACAUUUCAUUCAUUAAAGUAUCACAGGAAAGUUGACCCUGAUUUUUUGUACCAAAGUUAAGUAGCCACUGUCUUUUGGGGGUGGUGGUGGUUAAUUUAUACAGUACUGAUUUGUAGAGAUGUUUAAGCUUUAUAAACAUAGCAACUCUUCAUCUAUGUAAUUUUUUUGGAAGCUGUUGUUUUACCCAAGAAGAUUUUCCAUGCAGCUGAAGUUUUCCUGUUUUCAAGCACCAAAAUGUUGAUUUUUAACUCUUUUUUUUUUUUUGAUAGUGAGUGCUUGCCUGAUAAUAAAAAACUUGGCUCUCUGCUUUUUUCAAAUAGUGAGCCCAUGUGACCUUUUUCUGGAAGACUGAGGCACACUUCACCAUGAACAUGAAUUACUGUGCUAUUCUAUAAUACAGUGGUGCCUUCAGGGACUCCUGAGGAGUGUAAGGCUGCUUUUUCCCUUUCUAAAUACCCUCAGAUUCCUAAAACUGAGCCCUUGCUUUGUUUUAAUCUGUUCUGUGUCAUCAGUUGUCUUUCGUGUUACUGACAAUUACCUUGGUUCUAGCCUGUCCCUACUUUCAGAUUAUCGGGGCUCUCAUUGUGCUGGAUCAUGGGAAACCAGAUGACUCCCCCUAUGUCUAAGCCAUGGUAAAGCAUUUCUGACAAAAUAAAAGUAUAUAGACUCAGAGUGUGGGCCU
Messenger RNA from Otolemur garnettii (small-eared galago), 2761 nucleotides. It is a transcript of the gene MPP3, whose product is annotated as membrane palmitoylated protein 3. Gene Ontology annotation, cellular component: plasma membrane; cell-cell junction. NCBI's taxonomy places the organism in Eukaryota, Metazoa, Chordata, Mammalia, Primates, Galagidae. The record is from RefSeq and is a predicted model, not a curated record. Gene Ontology annotation, molecular function: protein binding. The transcript is spliced from 19 exons. Bases 92 to 1849 code for a protein of 585 amino acids.